This is a messenger RNA of Pundamilia nyererei, 1370 nucleotides long. Its product is annotated as vasopressin V2 receptor-like. Gene Ontology annotation, molecular function: vasopressin receptor activity; peptide binding. The transcript is spliced from 2 exons. The coding region runs from base 26 to 1063 and encodes 345 amino acids. The record is from RefSeq and is a predicted model, not a curated record. Gene Ontology annotation, biological process: positive regulation of vasoconstriction; regulation of systemic arterial blood pressure by vasopressin; G protein-coupled receptor signaling pathway. NCBI's taxonomy places the organism in Eukaryota, Metazoa, Chordata, Actinopteri, Cichliformes, Cichlidae. Gene Ontology annotation, cellular component: plasma membrane.
UCAACAUCGAAGGUCUUCAAUCACAAUGAAUGACAGUGACUUUGUGGAGGCACAGGAUGUGCCAAGAGAUGAGAGCCUGGCCAAGGUGGAGAUCGCGCUGCUCAGUGUCGUCUUCGUGAGCGCCGCCGUCCUCAACACCAGCCUGCUGCUCGUCCUGUGGAAACAGCGCAAACAGAUGUCCAGAAUGCGCGUCUUCGUGUUCCACCUGUGCCUGGCGGACCUGGUGGUCACUUUCUUCCAGGUGUGUCCGCAGCUUUUGUGGGACAUCACAGACAGGUUCGUCGGACCGGACUUGGUGUGCCGACUUGUGAAAUAUUUGCAAGUUCUCGGCAUGUUUUCAUCGACCUACAUGAUCGUGGUGAUGACAGUUGACAGGUACCAGGCUAUCUGCAACCCGAUGGUAAAGUUUCAGCGGACACGCACGAGACUAAAUGUCCCCGUGUGCGUUGCGUGGGGGAUUUCUCUGCUGGGCAGCUUGCCUCAGGUCUUCAUUUUCUCACAGGUGGAGGUUACACCGGGUGUGUUUGAUUGCUGGGCUACAUUUAUCCAGCCAUGGGGGCUGCAGACUUACAUCACCUGGACCACGCUGGUCAUUUUUGUUUUACCCGUUAUCACAGUUGUUGUUUGCCAAGUCCGCAUCUGCCGAGCCAUCCAGAUCAACAUCUACCAAAAGACUCAGCAGAAAGGAACGGUGGGUUUGCCAUCCAGAGCCAGCGGUGUGGCUGGCAUGUCGAAGGCUAGAGUGAAAACACUGAAGAUGACGGUGGUCAUAGUACUUGCUUAUAUUGUCUGCUGGGCUCCGUUUUUCACUGUCCAGCUGUGGUCCGCGUGGGACAAGCAGGCGCCUAAAGAAACUGCUACUUUCACCAUCCUGAUGUUGCUUGCCAGCCUGAACAGCUGCGCGAAUCCCUGCAUUUACCUUUUGUUCAGCGGUCAGGUUCCCAAGAGGCUGGUGUCGCUCCUGUGCAGGAGGCAUUCAGGCGGAAAGGACUCAGUGCACGAGGAAGCGACGCUGGUCAGCACUUUGUAUCUAAGCUUAAAAAAUCCCCCCGAGUCCAAGUGAAGGUAGCGCAUUACUAAAAAUGGGAAACUCCUGCAGGGCAAACCGUGCAAAGUCUGCGCGCCUGGAUAUGCUGCCUCUCUGAAUUUUAGCAACCGUUUCAAAGGAUGAAGGCAACGCAUGCUGUAUGUUAUUUGGCACAUAAAAAGAUAUCGUGUGUAGUAAAAAGCAGCCAACAAAGGCGAGAGAGUGAGAACAACAUGCUGUUGGAUAACAGCAUCUGGAGAGACUAAACAACUGGUGUGGAUCAUCAAGCUGUUUGGAUAAAUCUUUUUACUUUGAGAAAUAAAAUAUUCAUCCCAUUUAGUGG